UUGUUCGUCUUCGAUUCAAUAAACCCCGAGGUUGAUGAGCGAACCUCCGAGUACUGUUUUCAGUGUCAUAUACUCAUAUCCUUCCUUAUUUGCAGUACUUUCCCAUACACGACGAGAGUAACGGUAUGUCCUCUUUCCUACGAAGAUCGCUUAGGAUUAGGAGGUCCAAUAUUGUUACUGGCUUCUCCUUCUUUCUAUACAAACAUGUCGGAAACUCGUCUGAGUCGCGUCGCUACUUGUCUCAUUCCCUUCUCCACAAUACUAUUCCUUGUUUCGCUUCUAAUUCGCUUCCAAGUACCAAUUAUUCUUAUGGGUCUCACCAAUUUAUUGUCUCUCCCACACGGGUUCGCUUCUGGGGUUCUCAAGCCGCCGCCACUGAACACUCAACCUCUGAUGGCCUUACUGUUCAAGGAAUUCUAGCCAAUAAUUGGACCAUUCUUGAAGAGAACGAAACCGAUUGGAAGAGUCAUGCCACUGCCGUUGCUCAAUCUAUUCAUUUGAUCAAACGCCGCUUACAGUGGACGAAAUUGAAGGUUAGGUUGGAUAUGUUAUCAGCCCAGCUGAAUAAGCCAGACCUUUGGGAUGAUCCUGUCCAUGCAGGUAAAAUAAGCCGCGAGCAUGGUUCGCUCCUAGGAAAAAUGAAAGAGGUAAAUGCAUUGGAGCAAGAGUUACUAGAGCACAUUGACAUGAUAAAGCUUGCUCGUGAAGAGAAUGACGCAGAAUUGGAAUCGGAAUCAUUGAAAGCGUUGCUUAUUAUGAGAAGAAAGGCAAAAGAGAAAGAGCUAGAGGCAUUGCUUUCUGGGGAGCAAGAUUCUUGUCCUUGCUACAUUGAGGUUCAGGCUGGGGCUGGGGGUACAGAGAGCAUGGACUGGGCUGCAAUGGUCAUGCAGAUGUAUAAGUCAUGGGCCCAGCGGCGUGGAUAUGAAGUAACUGUAAUGGAUGAAAUGCCUGGUGAGAUUGCAGGAAUUAAGCGAGCCACAAUCAAAGUAGAUGGUGAGUUUGCAUUUGGAUAUGCCAAAGCAGAAGUAGGGGUGCACAGGCUGGUGCGUAUAUCACCUUUUGACAGUAAUAAGCGCCGGCAUACUUCAUUUGCUGCUGUAGCAGUGAUUCCAAUACUUGGUGAUGUAUCUGCUCGUGUACAAAUUAAUGAAUCUGAUCUUCGAAUUGAACGAUUUCGUGCUGGUGGUGCUGGUGGCCAGCAUGUUAAUACAACUGAGAGUGCUGUUAGAAUAAUUCAUAUUCCUACGGGAGUUACUGCAACUUGUCAGAAUGAAAGAUCACAGCAUCAAAAUAAGGCUUCAGCAAUGUCUGUACUUCAAUCAAGAUUAGACCAACUGGAGAUGGCACGCCAGGCACACUUAAAUGCACAACAUACACAAUCUCUCACUGACAUAACUUGGGGCAGUCAGAUACGUAGUUAUGUGCUCCAUCCUUACCGUAUGGUGAAAGAUCUUAGAACUAACUAUGAGGUUUCAGACACUGACUCUGUCCUUGAGGGAGAUCUAGACGGUUUCAUCUUUAGCUAUUUAUCAGCUUCUUUGGAUAAAGAUGAAGAUAAUGCUUAAAUCAAUCAAAUUCCCUGACAAUGGUGGCACAUUGCAUAUUUAGUGCGGAAAUGGAUAUAUGCUCGGGCACAUUUUCAGCAUCUGAGAUGAAGUCAACUGUCCUUCAGGUGUUGUCAUUCCUCGUCAAGGUCUAUCAGAGUGCAAAGAAGCAUGCUAUUUUCACAGCCUAUAGGUAUUUUUGCGGUAAUAAAUAAAUGAAUGUGCACAAUUGAACAUGGAAGUAUGAAGCUCAAAGGCUUCAUUACAAGUGGCUUGCGCAGUGGGAAUAACUUCCCAAUGACCUGUGAUGCAGCCGACCAUGAUUCUUGUUCUUUAAAGUUCAUUUACUUACAUAUAUAACUCUAGUAGAAGUUACAUGAGAUUUGGAUCCUUUUUGUUCCUGAGAAAAAAAAGAUACAAACGAUCCUUGUAGAUGGCUUGCCAAUUGUGCUCAAGGAAUUAUGAGCGUGGAGAAAUUCUUGUAAUUUAUUUUGAAGAUCAUGACUCGACUCUCAUUCUUAGAGAAAAAAGAUGGCAUCUAAAUCCGAUUAAGCGCGGAUGAAUAUA
Messenger RNA from Gastrolobium bilobum, 2111 nucleotides. RefSeq names its product peptide chain release factor PrfB2, chloroplastic. Gene Ontology annotation, cellular component: cytoplasm. The record is from RefSeq and is a predicted model, not a curated record. Bases 126 to 1565 code for a protein of 479 amino acids. Gene Ontology annotation, molecular function: translation release factor activity, codon specific. Lineage: Eukaryota; Viridiplantae; Streptophyta; Magnoliopsida; Fabales; Fabaceae. Gene Ontology annotation, biological process: translational termination. The transcript has 7 exons.